AUGAAUUUUUGUAAAGCAGUUGGUUGUUUGUACGGUCAGCUGAUUGGUGAUGCAUUAGGAUGUAGAUAUGAAUUUAUGACUGCUCCUGUGGUGCAAAAAAUGAUUAAGGACGAUCUCAAUAAUAUGCAGUUGUUACCGAUCCUUGGUGGCGGACCAUUUCAUAUGGUUGCUGGACAGGUGACAGACGACUCUGAAAUGGCGUUUUCUUUGGCAUCGAGUAUUUGCCAUCUGGGAAAAUUUGAUAUAGUUGAUAUCGCUUGUUCCUAUGUAAGGUGGAAUGAAUCUUCUCCACCUGAUAUUGGUGUUACUGUUCGUAACGCUCUUCAAAUAGAUGAACGUUUGUCGACCGAUUGGAGGGAAAGGCUUACUUAUAAAGAAAAAGUGGAAGUUUAUAACAGAGUUAUGAGAAACGUUAAAGAAAAGAAUUCUACUAGCAGAAGUAAUGGUUGUCUUAUGCGUAUAUCGCCUCUUGCAGUUGCUUGUGCAAAUCAGUCUCUCCAGAGAACCAAGAUUCUGGUUGAGAAAGAUUGUUUGCUUACUCAUUGCGAUCCUAUCUGUAUUGAUGCUACAAAUGCUUAUGAUGCCUAUAACGAUGCAGUGAAUGUAAGCGAAACAGAGAUAGUUCAAGAUAUUCUGGAAAACGCAAAACAUCGACCAAUUCCUGUAAAAUUAGGCAAUGAUUUUAUUGAUGGGGAUACUAAAGCGAUGGGUUAUUUUGGUGUGGCAUUCCAGAGUGCUUUUUACGAACUAUUGCAUGCAUCAUCUUUUUCGAGUGGUCUGGUUAAUGCAAUAUCUCGCGGUGGUGAUACAGAUACAAAUGGAGCCAUAGUUGGAGCUAUGCUUGGCGCUCGGUUUGGUGUUGAACAAAUACCAGAUGUGUGGAAGGAAACUGUACGUCUAUGUUCUUCUCGUACCAUUCUUAAUAUAUCAUUUGAUGUAGAAUCUGUUGUUCCGAAACUUUUAAGCAUGAGUAAUUGUGAUUAA
Messenger RNA from Dracunculus medinensis (Guinea worm), 984 nucleotides. NCBI's taxonomy places the organism in Eukaryota, Metazoa, Nematoda, Chromadorea, Rhabditida, Dracunculidae. The record is from the annotation of a GenBank genome assembly.